Candoia aspera is the source of this 1610-nucleotide messenger RNA. Its product is annotated as histone PARylation factor 1. Gene Ontology annotation, cellular component: nucleus. Bases 335 to 1453 code for a protein of 372 amino acids. Gene Ontology annotation, biological process: DNA damage response; regulation of protein ADP-ribosylation. Lineage: Eukaryota; Metazoa; Chordata; Lepidosauria; Squamata; Candoiidae. Gene Ontology annotation, molecular function: histone binding; poly-ADP-D-ribose binding. The record is from RefSeq and is a predicted model, not a curated record. The transcript is spliced from 9 exons.
ACUCUAGUCUUCAGAUGAAUAUUUAAGGUACCAGAGCUUUUCAGUGGGCUUGCUACAACAGGCUUAACAUAGCUGCUCUUUAGAAACUACUUCCAGUCUGUUGUCUUUGGGCUUGUUCUUUCCUUUUACCUCUGUAUUAAGUUACCACUGAUGGUCAGAAGACAACAGCAGCUCUCAACAGAGCCUCCUCUCAUUUUCAUUUUUUCUUAUACAAAACAAGGCUCUGACUUUCUCUUACUGCACAAGUUUUUGAAUGAUAUAGUAUACAUAAGGUAUUUGCUUUCAUAUAAAUUCUGAGUUCAGGGGGGUUUACUUUCAAAAACGCCUUUGUGCAAUGACAUCGCAAGGAGAACUUGGGAGCUGUUACAGCCACAAAAGGCAGGCUGUAGCAAUGGCAACAACAGGUACCAGAAUGACUGGAAGGAGGAAACAGAGACGCCAUGCAGAAGCACAAAAGCGGAGUAAAAAAAUUAAAGAAGUGAAAAAUGUACAGGCCAGCAAAGCAGAUGUCCCUGAUUAUGUUCGCCAAGAAGUAGAAAGCUGUUACCAGCUCAAGAUGCCUGAAGACUUCUAUCAUUUCUGGAAAUUCUGUGAGGAAUUGGAACCUGACAAACCAUGUGAUGCACUCAAAUCAAGUAUUGGACUUCAGCUAGUUGGACCAUAUGAUAUUCUUUCUGGAAAACACAAAAGCACUAAUAAAUCAAAAGAUAUAAAUUUCAACCUUCACUGGAGAUUUUUUUAUGAUCCUCCUGAAUUCCAGACAAUUAUUACUGGAGACAGCAAAACACAAUACCAUAUGGGAUAUUUCAGGGAUAUACCAGAUCAUCUGCCAGUGUGGGUUGGUGAAACUGAAACCCAGAAAGGCUGUACAAUUUAUCAAGUUGGUGACAAUAUAUUUGCUGCUGUAAAGUUAUUUUUGUCAAAAAAGCUUAAAGAACUGACUAAUAAAAAAAGAAGUGGCUUACUAAGAGAUGCAGAUGAAAAACUAACCCAAACAGCAAAACAACUGGGUUACUCGCUAGAACAAAAAAGCUUGAACAUGAAAGAAAGAGAUAAUAAGGUGGUAACAAAGACAUUUCAUGGCGCUGGUCUAGUUGUCCCUGUAGAUAAGAAUAAUGUUGGGUACAGAAAGCUUCCUGAAACAAAUUCAAGUCUCAAAAGAAUUUGUAAAGCCAUUGUAGACGCUCCUAACGAUGACCAGAGAUUGAAAGCCUUUGCUCCUAUUCAGGAAAUGUUAACUUUCAUUCAGUUUGCCAAUGAUGAAUGUGAUUAUGGAAUGGGAUAUGAACUGGGCAUAGAUCUCUUCUGCUAUGGGUCACAUUAUUUUCACAACAUUAUUGGACAGUUGUUGCCUCUUGCUUAUAGCCUGCUGAAAAGAAGUCUGUUUGCAGAGAUAAUUGAAGCUCAUCUAGCUAAUAGAAGAAAAGAGAAGGUAGAUCUACUUGUGGCAUGAUAAACACUAAAGUACUGUAAGAUACUGGCUACCAUUAUUUAUGAAUUUUAAAUAUGUUUUGCUACUAAAGUGUACUUACUGUGUGAUAAAUAAACAUUUUUUCCAAACAAGUUAUUUUGGCUGUAGCAUCCGAACUAUGUAAAUCAUUAAUAACUUU